AUGGGUGAGGAAUGGCCUGAGCAACAAAUGCCCGCACGCGUCUAUCCGCACAACACCCACCUCAUCUGCGACCCUACAGAAGGCUCCGACGGUGUUGAAUUCGAUUUGAACAAGGGUGCGUCCUUUAGAAAUCUUGCGCAAGAAGCUUCAUGGCUCCUAAUUGAGAGCUUCCGUACUUGGGACGAGGCGAAACGCCGUAGCCUCAGGACCAUGGUAGACGCACGCGACGGGUCCCGCGACGUCAGUGUCAAGUACAUUACAGGUUACCUCUUCCAAGAACUCUCGAAGCAUAUUGCUAAUGCCGAGAAAACCGCAGGGCUUUUGCCUCCAUGGUGGGACGCAGAGAAACGGGAUGCAUGCAUCAAUGUCGCCAAAGAAAUAUAUCGCUGGUCGAUCUUCCCGAGGUGA
Alternaria atra is the source of this 408-nucleotide messenger RNA. RefSeq lists its product as uncharacterized. The transcript is spliced from 2 exons. Lineage: Eukaryota; Fungi; Ascomycota; Dothideomycetes; Pleosporales; Pleosporaceae. The record is from RefSeq and is a predicted model, not a curated record. Bases 1 to 408 code for a protein of 135 amino acids.